CCUUUUGGGAAAAAAUAAACAAAAACCGUUUCGCGGCACUCAUUUCGUGGCAAGUUGUUUUACCGCAAUCAUUCGGCAUUCAGCACUGACAGCGGUCGGUUACGGUGUAUCAGUAGGGCACAAAAGGUAGCGUUACGGAAGGUCGUUCGCGGAGUGUAGCGUUCUGCAUCAUUGCGUAUUGUUUGUGUUUAUCACUUGUGUUCGUUUUAUCCUUUAGAAGAUCACAGCGAAAGGCGUGUUGAAAGGGCAAAUAGGGGGAAAAACUGCCCAGCUCUACUUUUCUGUGUUUUGAUCGAACUGUCGGAAUCUCGGUUUAUCUCGCAGCACGCUUUGAUUUGUGCGUUGGUGAAGUGGUUUGUUCAGAGUGAGUGACCCAUUGGGUGGAAGACUAGCCGGUGGAACGGUGCAUGCUACUGGUGAAUCUGUGUGUUGGAGAUGGAACACGAAAAUGGACAGUCAUAAGAACGUCGGCCCGGAUGUGUGUCGCAUUCGUCGACUGUCACGGACGAAUAAGGUCCAUCAGUGCGUUCACUUCUUGUGUGUUGAUUCAUUAGCAGUUUGAACAGCGGAAACAAGCGACCGGUGCGAGUUGAUCUUCUAUUAGUGAUUUCAUAAGUAGAUACGUACGAAUAUAAUUGGUUCUUUAGUGAAAUAUAAUAUUUUCUAACCACAUUCCACAACAGCAAAAGGGCAAACGUGCACAAGAAUUGUAAAGCAAUGUAAUUACCGGAAGCCAGUGAAUUGAUCUCGCUUUCGUGUCGCGAUCGCAAAAAGUGCCGCCAGUUUUGUGUCAAUUGUUUACAACACUCUAGAAGUGUGCUAGGGUAGUGUGUUAAAGUAGCAUAAGAAUAUAGUGUACCAGCUUCCCCACCAUGACGGUAACUUAUACAGCAGAAGUGGCCACCUGCCGUGGUUUCGGUUGCUUCCUGAAGCUGCUCGUGAGAUGGCGCGGUAGUAUCUAUAAACUAGUAUGGCUGGACCUAACGUGCUUCCUGCUUCUAUACUACGUGCUCAACGUUACCUACCGCCUCGGAUUAUCAGAGGACCAAAAACGGAUAUUCGAGGAAAUCGUCAAGUACUGCGCUACGUACAGCAAUUUGAUUCCGCUUUCGUUCGUGCUCGGUUUCUACGUCACCAUCGUAAUGACGCGCUGGUGGAACCAGUACACUAGCAUACCUUGGCCGGACCCGAUUGCCGUCUUUGUCAGUGCCAACAUUCACGGUCAGGAUGAACGGGGCCGUGUGAUGCGCCGUACAAUUAUGCGUUACGUCUGUCUCUGUCUGACGAUGGUGCUGACGAACAUUUCACCACGGGUGAAGAAACGCUUCCCGACCAUUGAACAUCUGGUGGAGGCCGGUCUGUUAAACGAGAAUGAGCAUACCAUCAUGACCCAUCUGAAUCAGAAGUUUCCACGUCAUUCGAAGCACUGGUUGCCGAUCGUGUGGGCGGCAAGCAUUGUAACACGUGCCCGCAAGGAGGGCCGUUGCAGGGAUGACUUCGCAUCCAAAACGAUCAUCGACGAGCUGAACAAGUUUCGUGGCCAGUGUGGGCUGCUGAUCUCGUACGACACGAUCAGUGUGCCGCUUGUGUACACGCAGGUGGUAACGCUUGCCGUAUACAGCUACUUCCUUACCUCGGUCAUGGGACAGCAGUGGGUGGAAACGAAGGAACUCGGCGAGGGUGUGGUGAACAAGAUCGACCAGUACUUCCCGAUCUUCACCACGCUGCAGUUUUUCUUCUACAUGGGCUGGCUGAAGGUGGCCGAAUCGUUGAUCAACCCGUUCGGCGAGGACGAUGACGACUUCGAGGUGAACUGGAUGGUCGAUCGGAACCUGCAGGUGUCCUACCUGAUCGUGGACGAGAUGCAUCACGAGCAUCCGGAACUGCUGAAGGAUCAGUACUGGGACGAGAUCUUCCCGACCGAGCUGCCGCACACGGUGGCGUCGGCGGAAAUACGCGAGGAACCACCGCAACCCUCAACAGCGGACAUCGUGGUGAAGAAAAGGGAGGCCGAAGUCAUCCCGGUGGUCCCGACGGCCGUCCGCAUCGAUGAAAUGGUCGGUAAACAGAACCAAGCGGUUGAGUAUAACUUCCCCGCGAAUCCCAACGACGAUGAGAUGGAUGAUAACGUAAGUGGUAUACACUUUAAUACGUACGAGAAACCGAUCUAUCGUGGUGGCAGCUCAGCCACUAGUCUGGCUAGUGUGGCUGGUACGAUGUCCCGUGUGAACACGGUUACCUCAGCGCUCAAACGGUUCUUCAGCAAGGACGAAUCGAGCCGUCCGAACAGUGCCACUCCGGAUGCGACCGGAACGGUACCGUUCAAGUUUCCUGGUUCGGCCAGCUCGAACAAUCUCGCCGGUGGCCGUAUACCCGACCGGGCAAUGGGUAGCAUGCGCAUUACGGAUCAGGUGAUCGAAGAGGUAGACGAACAGCUAACCAUCACAUCGAUGCAGGGCAACAAUGAUGCUCGGCCAACGGCGGCCAGUUUGUUCGAGCAUGGGCCACCGAAACCCAGCGAACCGGUCGAUGUACCGCAGCAAGCUUACAACCGGACCCAAUCCUCAGUGGCCCAUGGAUUCCAUUCGCAACUGACACCGCCCGGUCCGGACUCGAUGCUUUCGGCUUCAGCACCGGAAACGGGCCGAUUCGAACACAACUAUGUACCAUUGAGCCCAACCGAUCCGGAUGCCGUCCCGAUGGUUGCAUCCUCAACCGCACUCCGCGGCAUGGUCGAUGAAACGGACCGCGUGACUACAACGUUCGAGAGUGAGGAAACGGAAAAGGAACAAUUGCAACGAAAGACACGUUUGUUGGCACGUUCGAUUAGCAAGCAGGCUGUACUGGGGCUGAUCGAUGCUGACAUGCUGCUCGAUGAGCUUACCAAGAGUACCGGUGAUCUGGAGGGGUCAGAAAAGAAAGCCCCGCAAAGCACGCCCGAUGGUCCGACUUCCGACAGCAACAGUAAUGUCGAUACGACGUUAUGAUUCUACGUGUCCGAUGCGGACGAAAACAUCAUCGUUGUCAACGUGAAAGAGGGUAGUGCCGAUAGGUAGCAGAUCUAGCACCAUUUAGUGCAUCUUCCCGUGCGCGGAUGGAAUUGGAAUUGAACGCUAUCGUCCAUUUCGGUUCGGAAUGCACAACUCUCUCGAGGCACGUACCCUACACGAAAAAAGGAAUGAAUCACUAAAUCUCUCUCACACACUUUUUCCCUCACACACUUCCGACGGAUAGUCGUACAAUGUUUUAAAAGAAACGAAAGUUGUACCAAUACGUUCCAUUAGUACCGUAAGCUUUUACCUAUUGCCGAUGGUGUAAAGCGGCAGCAGAAGUAGCAGCUGCUGUUGGAAGCUGUUGGUAAACCUCCCGUAUCUCAAUAAUCGUUAAUCGUACAUGCUGUAUGGUCGCAAAUGUGAUGAAAGUGUUUUAUUUCCAGCAGUAUUUUGCUAUUACCGAGCGGUAAUUAUACUAAAAAAAAGCCCUAGGCUAGCUAGAAUACGCACAACGUGCUUACAACGGUUGCAGGUGAUGCAUUUUUAGGUUGCCUUACAUGUUGAUGCAAAGUUUUCGCUGCUCGUGUGUAGAAUGAACAUCGUGGCCUACGCAAACAGAUGCGCCUUAACUGUAUUAGCCUUUCGAAACAUAUUAGAUGCUCGAGAAUGGUGGCCAAUCAGCAGCUAAGCUAUGAAAUAUCGUAUAUUUUAAUAAUUGCUCACGUGUAAAAUAUUAAGUUAUACCAGUUAGGCGCUCUUGAAUGGCGCUACUACAGGAAGGAAACGAUAAAAGACACAUGAGAUUUUUUAAUCAGCUAUGUUAUAAUAUUUACAUGUACAUGAAACGCUAUCGAAUAUUGAGCAUCCAAUUUUAAACGAAAUAAAAAAUCUUCUACUAAUGAGCUAAA
Molecule: messenger RNA, 3901 nt
Organism: Anopheles funestus (African malaria mosquito)
Lineage: Eukaryota; Metazoa; Arthropoda; Insecta; Diptera; Culicidae
Gene: Best1
Product: bestrophin-4
Exons: 6
Coding region: 873-2987 (704 amino acids)
Molecular function (GO): chloride channel activity
Source: RefSeq, a predicted model, not a curated record